Megalopta genalis is the source of this 5904-nucleotide messenger RNA. RefSeq lists its product as uncharacterized. Lineage: Eukaryota; Metazoa; Arthropoda; Insecta; Hymenoptera; Halictidae. The record is from RefSeq and is a predicted model, not a curated record.
AUUCGAGCCGGGUGACGGUGAGCUUUUAACGGCAGCGCUGCUAGGUAGCAUCAUCCACCGUCGCCGCUGCCACCACCACCGACAUCGCCACCAGCGGCUCCACCACCACUGCCAACGAUAACCACCGGAACGAGCAGUCCGGUGGCUGGCUACUCGCGCAGUCUCCUGAGCGCGUACGCUCCCAAUACACCGACAACUGCUCCUCUGGCUUUUCCAAGGAUUCGGCUAAGAUAACCACCACCGAGCAUCCUCCUCGGCUUUCUCCUCGCGGUGGUCGUCGAAAGCGGUGCGUACGAGAAAUCGGGGAUCUUGUAAGCGGAUAGAUCGUGAUCGAAAUAGCGGUUCACGCGGAACGCGGGGAAGAAGGAGAGCGGAAAACAGAGAGAAAGAGAGAGAGAUAGAGAGUGAGAGAUUCGUCAUCGUGCCGGCAUCGGCUACCAGGCGCCCAGUCGAAGCAGAGGAUCAAAAUGUCGGAGACGGAAGAUAUUCGAGGCGUGGUGGAGAGCAAUGAUUUCCACAGUAUCAUCGAGGCGGAGAGCGGCAGGUCCAGUUCCGUUGACUAUUUAGACACUUACGAGGACGUGCCGAAGGAGUCGAAGGAGGUGUCCGAGGAGAGCAACUGCGAGGAGUUCAAAGAGGACAAGGUGUCGUUCGUGGAGACCGUGAAGAAGCCCUUCGAGCAAGAGAGGUUCACACAACCAGCGCGUUCGACGCCGGAAACAACCGUAGCGGUCGUCGACGCGACCGGCACGACCGACGCGACCGGCACGACCGGCGCGAGCGACGCGACGGUCGCUAGCUCGGCAGUCGAAGAGGAGCAGCCGGUCGCCGAAGAAGUAGGGGCGGUGGAAAGCGGUGAUGGACAGCCGACGGAGACCUCGGCAGUCGGUGAGUGGAAUUCGUUGCCGGUGCUGGUAGAGCGUCUGCGGACAGCGCUCGAGCACUCGCUGGCCUCGUCGGGGAGCGGUCAGGAGACCGAGGAGCCUCCUCAGCCGGUGCCGGAGGACUCCGGCGUGGACUCUGAGGAGGACUUCCGGCUGCGGAAUUCGAUGGAAAGGGUGCUGGUCGACUGCAAGGAACCGGAGCUACGGAAGGACCUGAAGUUCCUCGAGGACCUGUUGCUGUCUGACAUCGAGACCGCGUUGUCGCGGCUUCGCGAGACCUUGGAGCGAAUCGACGUCGCAGCACUAGCGAAGAACGGCGCCGCCUCAGACCCCACCAGCAAGCUGCACCUGUUGGGCCUGGUGUCCAGCCUGUUGUCCAGACUGCAGGGGCCCGAGGAGAAAGAGAAGCAGCCGGAGAAACAGCCGUUGCCCUCGGCGACCGUGGUGCUACCGUCCACGUCCUCCAGCAGGCGGCGCAGAGGGACCAGACACACCAUCGGCGUCUCCGCCGAGGAGCUAGCGAAAGCAAGGAAGUGGCUGGAGGAGGAGAGGAGUCACUUUGCGCAGUUGGAGGAUGUUUUGCCGGUGAAAGAGAAGGAGACUGGUGGCAGCGAGGCUGCUGCGAGCCUGGAGAAGAAGCCCGAGGAGGUUCGGGAGAAGUGCAUCAAGGACGCCAUCAACCAACGUCAGGUGCUGGAGGACAAGAACAAGGUGAUCAGGGAGAGUUACAAGGUGCCGCAGCCGGAGGAGCCGAGCGAGGCUGUACAGACUCAAUACAACGGCUACCAAGCGAACUGCGAGAAUACCGCGCAGAGCAACGAGGAGAACGACGAGAGAAGUCGCGUGAGCCAGCUAGCGGCUGUUCUCAGACAGCGCGCGGAGUUAGCUUCCAGCAGGUAUCCUCCGCCUAACAAGUUCACCGCGAAGAAGUCGAAGAUCAAACGAGCGAACACUAUAGACAUACCCAGCUACCUGAAGCUGCAGGCGGAGAGUCUCGGCCGCGAGAGCACCGGUUGCGUCUCCCUAAGGCGGCCCAUCAACGUGGGGGACAAGGCUAGCCUGAACGCCGGCAGCGCGGUGCCGACGUUGCAGCCGAGAACGGAGAACGACAGGAAGUUCCUGGCGUUGAUCAACAAAAACAACGAGGCGCCGGUGAACACAGCGGUCCCGUACAAGCCGUUCGGGUUCACGAAGACGACGGACAUGUCCUCGCUGGCGAACAAGAACUGGAACAGCAGGUUCUCGAACAUCAAGACGGCCUUCGACAAGCCGACCGGUCCCGAGGAGAGGGAGAACAGGCCCUCCUUGAAGGACAGGGCCAACAGGAUGUUCCCGGGAGCAGCGCAGAGUCCGGCUUACCCGACGGACUCGGAUCCGAGGUCGAGCUACAACCCGCCAACGAUGAAGGACAGUGGCGGCGGCGGCGGCUUCAGACACGCGCCGUCCUCGCCGUUCAGGAAGAUCGAGAAGUCGCCCGUGUCGCCGUCCAAGGUCCCACCGUCCUAUCACUGGCCGAAGAGCGCUCCGGUGCCGACGAGCACCUUGAAAGAAAAGGCGAGGUUGAUGUUCGACAACGCUCCGACGAAAACCAGGCCCGAGGCGGAGCAUCAUGAGAGGCCCGCCUUGCCGAGACCGCCCUGGCUCGAUCAGGACAGGAGCCAGAACAAAAACGGGCCGAUCACGGAGAACGGCAGGAUCGACUACAAGUCAUUUUGCAAGCAGUUCGCUCCCUUCGUCGGCAAGAGCACCGUGGACACGAGGAAGUUCGAGAGCCCGAGGAAGUUCGAGAGCCCGCGGAUCCGAGAAGCCGGCGUGGUGGACGGCAAGAUAUCCUUCAAGAUCCCCGUCAGCCAGACACCUCCGAGGAUCCAGCAGUAUCCUGUCGAUCGUCGCGAAGCCAAAGAUAAUAAAGUUCCUCCUAAGAACACGUUCGAGACGAUCAAAUCGGCUGGCUACGGCGAGAGGGAACCACCGAAGCCACACUUCGCCGAUGCUACCUUAAGAGGCAGCUCCUCGGUGGCCGUACAGACAGGGAUCAACGACGACCACCAGGACGAAGGACGGUCCUUCAGGGUGGCGCCGAGGAUCGCGAAGGGGUCCACGGCUUGCAGCAACGCUGCCGUUCAAACCACCGAUUUGGAGAAGCCGAGUGUGCCAGUGACGAGCAACGUGGACGUCGACAAGCAGUGGAAGCCUAUCCCCGAUCGAGAAUCCAACGUUUACCGUCCUGAUCCUCAAAGGUUCGUUCUGGACCACAAUCAGAACUAUCGUACAGUUUCGGACGACCCUUCUGUGUUGAAUCCUCGCCAAACAUUCGGUGAACAAGCCUACAGAGACACCGUGCAUCAGGAAUCUGGCCAAAGUAAUCGGAAUCAGCCUAACAAUCCCGCUGAACCAGUGAAGAAGAAUCCGAGAUUCGACUUGGAGAGUUACCGGAAGGAAGACACCGAGGAUCGCGCGUACUCCUUCGUCUCUCCAAACUUGUCAGACUACAAUCAACCGGAAGAGGUACCGGAGAAGACAGCCGAAUGGCCUGUGAACGACUCUCCGUUCGUAGACGAUCAGAACAUCCAGAACCAGGACAUCAGUCCCGAUGUCGGAGUGGUGACGAGAUACACCUGCGCGAUCGCUACCGUCGCCUCCUCCGUCGACAGUCCCGAGCCUCGCUCCGAGGAACUGUUGCUUGACUCUAGAGCUUCCUCAUCACCUUCACCGUCCCAGUGGUCUUCCAGGUCGAGACCAGCCACCAGCGAGGCCGCCACUCCCGAGGACGAGAUCCGCAGACAUAAUCUACUGCAGCAGAGCCUGGUCCGGCGGUUGCAGAACGAGAUCACGUCCUUGAACAACGAACCCCUUCAGUAUCCACCGAACCUCGGUCAGUCAGCCAUCAGCGCUAGUCAGCCUAAGAUUCAGUUGGAGAGCUACGAGAAUCAGCUCGUUCAGAGCUACCAACGCAGCUACAACCAGUACAUCGGUUCUAGUCAGCCAGGGAGCACAUCUCCAGCUCAGCAGCAAAGCUUCGGUCAGUCUUCUAGCUCGAAUCAAUCCGGAACAAUCGCUCCAGUCCAUCAGCAAGCGUUAGGUCAACCUUCUAACUCGAGUCAAUCCGGAAGCAUAUCUCCGGCCCACCAACAAGGUAUAAACCAGUCUUCCAGCUUGAGUCAAUCCGAAAGCAUUUCUCCGGUCCAUCAACAAGAUAUAAGCCAGUCUUCCAGCUCGAAUCAAUCCGGAAGCAUCCCUCCGGUCCAUCAACAAGCCUUCAACCAACCUCCCAUCAUCGGCCGACCUUCGAUUCCUCAGACUCAGCCGCACAGCUUCAGCCAGCUAGCGAACUUCGACCAGCCGGCAGGUGCUCAGCCGUCCAAGUACGGCAAGUACCUGACCCCAGUUCCCCAGAAGAAACCGGAGCCCUCGAGGACCCAUUCGCCGGUGACUUCGGUGACCUCGAUAUCGGCGAACCGAGUCGGUGCGCUCAGGGAAGCCUACGAGUUAUCGCCGAGCAGCCAAACAAAGCCGAUCCAGAAGGAACGCUCUCCGAUCCCGAAUGGAGCGACGAUCGACUCCAGCGACGAAUAUCUGGUCUCCUGCGCGACCAAGCCUUCAAGGUCCAUCGUUCUGUCCAAGUCAGAGUCGUGGCACCAAUUGGCCCUAUCGACCGGCUACCCGCGUGCUCCUCGAGUGAACGCGCCGGCAGCCUCCGUCUCGAAGCUCUCGCCACACCCUAAGCCACCAAAGCCGAGGUCACCGUCAUCCCAGAAACUGCGAUCGAAGCAGUUCGAGGCAUCCUCGAUGGCCGACAGCGUGAAGAAGAUGGAGGACAAGAUCAGACAGUACUUUGACAGUCCGGUGGAGUCAGUCGAGGUCAGGGAGCACCAUUCGCGGAGCAGGCGAUCGCCGAGAACUCUGCACAAGACCAUGGUCGGGCUGUCCCGGAGCAGAACGAUGCCGGGUAUAGUGGACGAGAGGCUCAAGCUGGUGAUCAAGAGCGAUCAACAAGCGCCGCUGUUGAACGUGAACACGGCGGACGUCGACAAGGUGUUCGACGAUCUGUUCGAAGAGGCGACCAGGUCCGACGGCCGUCAUCAAUGCUGACCGCGAGUCACCGUCGUCGUUUCGUCCUCGGCUUGGCCAGGAUCAGUUUCCUUGGCUGGGAUCGUUCCGUUGUUUGGUCCAGCCGGUUGCUCCUUGAAGAAGAAGAGGAAGAAGGAGAAAAUGAUUAUGAUGAUGAUGAUGAAGAAGGAGGAACGUUUGGCCAGGACUGUAGCGGGUAUCCUCUUCUUCUCGCCUGUUUCUAGUCGCUUAGUUCCUUUGUCGCGUUGUAUACGUCCAUCGCGAGAACCAAGUGCCAUAGACGUGACUAUUCCGAGAACGGAGAAGCUAGAAUUAGGGGAGUGAAAUUCUCUCGGAGAAGAGAUCCGAGAGGCAAGAGGAAUUCAGUGUUUAAGAGAUGACGCGAAGCGGAUCGGGAGAAGUUCGCCUCCAGAACCUCGCAGGAGCAUCGGCAACGAGGAUCAGCAAUCUUUCGUCGUUAGUGAUCGAAGGGGUCGCUGUACGAUCGUCGAGAAAACAAGACUGAAUGCAUCGAUUCGCGUUCUCGAUCGAGUACGAAGGGGGGCGCGUGUGCUUCUUAAUCUUUCUUGUCCUUUUUCUUUAUCGUUAUUAUUGUUCUCUUCUAUUUUUUAUCUCUGUCUCUGUCUCUCUCUGUUCUUCUACUUCUUGUCUUUCUUUCUUUCUUUUCUCUUCUUUUUUUAAUAAGCCUCGAGUCGCGCGCUGCGAACACGUUUUGCGGACGGACGUUGAGAGUCGUGCUAGAAGGUCGUGCCAAACCCCGAAUAAAGCACCCGCAAGAAGCCGCUAUCACCGUUUGCCAAGUUUCGUGAACUCGACAGACAAAAUAGCGCCGCUUCGUCACCGAGUCCCGUAAAGUCACCGGCAACAGAGUUUCGAUUCAAGUUUACCGAGCCAGCGGUGAGGGACAACGCGGCCCAAAUAAAAGAGAGGCUACUGGCGUGGUGCCGUU